GACCUUCUAGCUUUAUUGAUGCUCCUCUUCUUUGAAGAGAAGGAAGAAAUCUUUGGCACUACUACAUUAAUAUUACCAGCAAAUCUUCCAACCAUCUGAUUCUGGUAUUGGUAUUUGCAUAAUUUCUUUUCAUUUGUGAUAUCGCCCUCCAAUAUUUUCAAAAUAGACAAAGCUUCUCUGCCAUCCAUCAACAAAUUUUACUAUUUAUCAAAUUUUACUACAAAUACUUGUGUGCUAAGAUACUACCAUCAUCAAGUAUUUAGUCCAAGAUUUAAUCUGAAAGCCUUCAUCAUCUCUUUAUAUAUCCACCAAUAAUUAUACUCAACAACAAUAGCAGCUAGCCAUAGAAUCAUUGACCAUGUUGAAUGCAUCACCACCAUCCUAUAACAAACCUGAGCAGCAAACCACUUCUCAUCAUCCAACUACUUUAAACAAUUACAAGAACAACAACAACAUGAAGUGUUCUGUGAUACAAGAUAUUGCUCAAACACCCAUCAUCACCUCCAACAACACAUCAAGUAAUAGUUGCACAACUGCCGUCACAUGUGCCAAUUAUCCACUGCAGCAUAAUAAUAAUCCCAUUAAUCCUAAGCUUGAAGAUUAUCCUCCCCAACAACAAGAAGAACAAGAACCUUCAAAUGGUGAGAAACAAUUUUCAUCCAAUGUACAUGAAGAACAUCAAACACUACCACCAUUCUCUUUCAAUAAUCAAGACAUCAUUCACAUGGCACCAGAGUAUCCAUCACAAAAACCACCAAUACAUGCAUACUUGUCAUGUAUUGAGCCACAAUUUACUUUAUACGAACCAUCCCUAGAUCCAUUAGUAUGCAUGUCAACAAUUUUCAAACCCAACAGCAAGCUAGCUGUCAUUGAUCAUAACAAGACCUCCCAAAUGUUGUCACACAAGCAUCCUAUGAACGAUGCCAUCGAACCAAGAACGUCCACUUUUGUCCAGUCAAAGAAAAUCUUUGAGCCAUCCUAUCCACUUUCCACCAAUUACGAAGCCAUUAAUGUUGUGGAUUCUGGAGUACACCAACCCACAACUGUAUUUCCUUCAAUUCCAUCCUCAUCAUCUUUGGCUUCUUCCUCAUCAUCUACACACAUUCAUCAUCCACCGAAUGCAUCUAUUGCCAGUCAUCUUCAAAAUGGAGCAAAUACGAGAAUGCAUGCUUCUGUACUCCCUACCUCUCCAUUAUUGCAUUCUCCAAUUUUGCAUGUAGUUCCAUCACCUUCAAUGGUUCAAUUUCCAAUCUCCAAUGUUAAUACUACUAGUAGUAGAAUAGCAAAACCAAAGAUUAAUGAUACAUUCAUUACAUCUUCACGAGUUGGUCAUGCAUCUAGUAAUUCUUUAAAUUCUACUACUCAAGAUUUUCAUCUGCCAACAAAACAAUUGAAAAAAUUGGAUACUGAAACUGGUAAGAAAUCAUCUCCAACUCAACAGGGAAAUUUGUAUGAAGAGGAUUCAUCUAGCCCUUUACACAAUGAGGAGGAUUCUGAUGAAUCAAUUGAGGAUGUAACAUUAGAAGAAACCAUGAUGAGAUGCUCUCCCUAUAAGAAAAUUACAACCUCAGAAACUGGAGAUGUGCAAAUUAAUCACGGAACUUGGAGUAAGGAAGAACAUGAGAUGUUUUUACUUGGUUUGAAAGAGGCUGGAAGAAAUUGGGAACUCAUUGCCAAUAAGUAUAUUAAAAGCAGAGUGAGAUCACAAGUAGCUUCUCAUGAAAUAUUUCAAAAAGAUUGAAAAACAGAAAAAGAUGAACCUCCUCAAAGCUAAAGAAGCUCUAAAUCCAAGUUUAGUUUGGUCAUACUACGACUAUUCUAAAAAGAAUUAACAAAACAUCUCAUGGUCGUAAUUUUGCAGGUACAUGCUUGCAUGGCCAUGGGAUUUAAAAUUUUUGGACCACUAAUACAUUUCUUUAAACCCUUUUGGCCAUGCAAUCCAUUCAAGCAUGUAUCGAUAGAGAACUUCCUUUAUGAAUAAAGAUUUGAUUUUUUUGGU
This is a messenger RNA of Naegleria gruberi, 1999 nucleotides long. Its product is annotated as SANT domain-containing protein. The record is from RefSeq and is a predicted model, not a curated record. Bases 359 to 1741 code for a protein of 460 amino acids. Lineage: Eukaryota; Heterolobosea; Eutetramitea; Acrasida; Naegleriidae. The transcript is spliced from 2 exons.